AUGCAGGUCUGGAGCAUUGACUCGGAGAAGCAGAUCGGGACUCAGCAACAACAACGAAGUUCGUCCAUAUCGAUCUAUAGUCCAUCCGCCCACUUGCCGCUCACCCGACGCCCCAAGUCAAUAUCUCCCUCUAAUCAGUCUGUUGGAGAAGUGAGGAAUCCUCAAAAUUGCGAUACUGUGGUAUUGGCGCCCGAGAAGCUGCUUGCAUCCCCCACAACACUCAAAACAGCCGCCGAUGCCUUCCGCACAGUAAUGGACCUCGAGCAGUUCUCGGUUAUACAUACGCCAUUCAUGCUGGGCCCUAGCUUCGUUCCUGAAGCUCAAAAGACUGUCUAUACCAUCUUAUACUUUUCCGCCCCAACUCUGACCGAGGGAUACUUGGCAUUUCUGGGAUUAAUGACGCGGUACCAAAGAUCACUUGUGAUGCGCCAAGAUGAGCCAGAUAUGUCCAAAGCUGCAAAGGGACUGCAACGCUUGCGAAGUGUGAAAAUCAACCAGGAUUAUGAUGCAGCCUGUGCACUCUUCCUGGGUCAAACGAUGUAUGUGUUCAAUGUACUCAUAGCUCCCGAUUCUUCAACAGCCCAUGCUAUUAUGCGAAGCGCCCUCAUAUCAACCAAAGUAUGGCUUCCGAGGCUGAUCCAUUCUCCGACGUUGUGUCCCAUAAUUAUGACACCUAUUCUGAUUGACACGGUCGAAUGCUUGGUGCGUCGAGAGAUUCCUAUAAUCCGCCUCCCCAGGACUGACCAUAUUAUUGUUGAUCGAUAUGCGGGCGUCUGCGCAACACUUCUGCCUUUGCUCUAUGAUCUCUGUGUGUGUAGUCAUACCGCAAAGAGAGGUAUCCUUGAUAUUGGAUCUGGACCCUCUUCCGGGAUUUAUAGGCAACUCGCAGAUAUAGAGCGAUCAAUUCUCGAAUGGAAUCCUCCAAAUCCGCCAGAGCUCCUUGAAAAACAUGGACAGAGUGAGGUGCUAGCAAUGAUGACGCAGGCAAGCGCCUAUCGCCUGGCAGCCUUGUUGAUCAUUCAUCGUCUGCGAUAUCCCCUCGGGGUCGAAGAGAAAACGGCGCGAGACCUUGCAAAUAGAAUUUUCUCUAUAAUGACUCACUUUGCUCAAACGGCCGCUGAAAAGACCACAGCUUUGCCUGUAGUUUUCCCCUUGACCAUAGCAAUGUUCGAGGUGGAGGGACCAGGAGAAGAAUUAUGGACCGUAUUUUCGCCUUUUGCUGUUCAGAGUAUAAGUGCAGCGCGACUUCAUGGAUUCAUCAAGCAAGUCCGAGCAUCUAAGGAGUCUGGCUAUGAGGGAAUUUGGUUUGAUUUGAUCGAAACACAACUUCAUGUUGCGAUGCCCCCAUAG
This is a messenger RNA of Penicillium subrubescens, 1350 nucleotides long. RefSeq lists its product as uncharacterized. Bases 1 to 1350 code for a protein of 449 amino acids. Lineage: Eukaryota; Fungi; Ascomycota; Eurotiomycetes; Eurotiales; Aspergillaceae. The transcript has a single exon. The record is from RefSeq and is a predicted model, not a curated record.